AUCAAGCCUUCAGCUAUUUCAGGUUUGUAGGAAGUGGAGAGUCAGCCGUGACAUGGAGGCAGGCUCACUAUCGGGGAAGUGAACUAAGUUACUGUUUUCACUGAUUCUAACAAAACAAGUACAGGACCUAAUGGCCAUGGAUACCUUUGCCACCCUGGCUUGUUGCCUUCUGGCACUUUCCUUUGCUGUGGCGCAAACAGAAAAUGGGAGUUUGACUACAAUCGCACCUACAAUAUCAACCCCUGAUGUAAACCUGACACACACUACUACAAUGGCAUCUAACUCUACCGUACCUGUGACUGUUAUCUCAAACUCGACUGAGAACGCGACUCCGUUUACCAACACGACCCACAACAAUGAAACAUUCACCAAAACUACAGCUGCUACAACGGAGAGCACAAGUCAUCUCCAGACUUCUCAGCCAACAACCAUCAUGACUCCUCUGACAAAUAGCACAUCACUGACGAAGACAACACCUGGAAAUCACACUCCAACAUUUAACGCACCGACAACGCCAGCAAUGCAGACGACAGAAGCUAACAUAAGUACACCCGAUACUACAGUAAUUACAACUGCAAAUUUGUCUUCCACUGUCUACACAACCUCAGAUUCACUGAACAGAACCACACAAGGUUUGCGUCUAAACAUGUCAGAAAAGAAUAUGACUAUUCUCUUCAGCGUUGUACUUGGAGUGUUUGCUACGGCCGUGGUUGUGUUCAUGUUUCAUCAAUGCAAACAGAAAAUCCAAUACUUGCACCAACCUCUUAACAACACUGAUGACACGGAUGCGUUUGUGGCAGACGAUGACACACUCGUAAUCUCUGGAGGACUUUAUGAUGGCCAUCCAAUAUACGACAAUGUACCAACACCCUCAGCAGACCAAUCUCAGUUCCGCCUCGAGUUCCUUCAUUAAGAAGAGAGUUCGUACACUUUGGGAUCACCUUUGGUGCUUGACAGGCUUGAACAAAACUAAUCAUCCUCACCCGUUAAUUACUACGAUUUCAAGACUGAAAUGUCCCCACUGUGAAAGUCUACUUCUUGAUGAGAGACUAAUGGCAGAGAGGAAGGGACAACGACGAUGGACAAAACAUUCAAACAAGGACGAUGCUGAUUGAUUGAACAUUUUAUUAAUCAAUGUCAAUAUUAGGAUACAUGAAUAUAUUAAAUUUAUAUGUUAAGAUUAUAACAGCUACACCUUUUCUCACACCACCAAUAUAAACUUGUGCAGAAUAAAUGUCAUUUCAUUUGAAGUAUUAUUACACACAACACAAUGAACUACACUAAAAUACUGAAAAACAUAGAAGGUGACUCUACAGUCACUUAAAAUCUUCUUUAACAAACUGGAAUAUGAACACCUAAAUCUUCAACAAUACCGUUUAACUGAACCAUAACAAUACUUUCUAUGCAUGUUGAGAAACAAAGUUGGAAGCUGGAACAUGAACACCUUAACUUCUAAACUUGAUGACCCGUAACAGGACUAUUUACGCAAAGAUCUUCUCAUUGGUCUUCUUCUUUUUUUGGUCACAGCCAGUAACAGCAGUCCAACCUGCAUCUCUCAUUCUCUUCAUCGCAGCUAGCUUCAAGAGGUUCCCUGGUGAUUUAUUUGUGACAGGACUCUGCUUCUGAAAGUGUGCAUGCAUUUUCAUCAAUGAAUGAAUUGUUCUUUGUCAUAUUAUUUUAAAAUAACACCACUAUGGUUAUUUUACCUUUUUGAAGAUGUUGAGUUUGCAACGUGGAGCAGAGAUAUUGGGUGCCCCUGUAAAGCUCUAUCAAAAAGAGGAACAGAAGGCCGAAUCAGCUCUCCUGGCCAUCUUGCACAAACGGUAAAAUGAACAAGUCUAACAGGUUUAUGAUAUUGUAUUCUUCUGACAAAUAAACC
Morone saxatilis (striped sea-bass) is the source of this 1879-nucleotide messenger RNA. RefSeq names its product putative GPI-anchored protein pfl2. NCBI's taxonomy places the organism in Eukaryota, Metazoa, Chordata, Actinopteri, Moronidae. The coding region runs from base 131 to 913 and encodes 260 amino acids. The record is from RefSeq and is a predicted model, not a curated record. The transcript has 4 exons.